GUUAGGAGACAAGAUGGCGGCGGCGCUGUGGAGGCCGGUCUCCUCCUCUCCUCCGCUCUCCUCCGCCCCGCCGCUCGCCGCCUCCUCCCCGGUCUCCUCCUCCUCGUUCGCCGCCUCCUCCUCCUCCAGCAGCAGCCCUAGCGACCGCCGGAGCGCCGGCCCGCUCUCCCGGAGCUCCGGAGGGGGAUAGACGGGGCAGCGGCGGGCUCUGGCGACCGAGGCCGAGCUGGGGCCGGGGCGGGGACGGCGGCGGCGGCGGCGGCGGCGGCGCCGGGUGGGGAUGGGGUCGCAGACGCUGCAGAUCCUCCGGCAGGGGGUGUGGGCCGCGCUCAGCGGGGGCUGGUACUACGACCCGCACCAGGCCACCUUCGUGAACGCGCUGCACCUCUACCUGUGGCUCUUUCUGCUCGGCCUGCCCUUCACCCUCUACAUGGCCCUUCCUUCUUCCAUGAUUAUAGUAGCAGUUUAUUGUCCUGUGAUAGCUGCUGUUUUCAUUGUUCUAAAGAUGGUCAACUAUCGACUCCACAGAGCACUUGAUGCUGGAGAAGUUGUAGAUAGGACCGCAAAUGAGUUCACAGAUCAGCGAGCCAAAGCAGAGCAAGGCAACUGUUCAUCUAGGAGAAAAGACAGCAAUGGACCAAGUGAUCCUGGUGGAGGGAUUGAAAUGUCUGAGUUCAUUCGAGAGGCCACACCCCCAGUUGGUUGCAGUUCAAGAAAUUCUUAUGCUGGCCUGGAUCCAAGCAACCAGAUUGGAUCUGGUUCAUCUCGUCUUGGAACAGCAGCAACUAUUAAAGGAGAUACAGACACUGCUAAGACUUCUGACGAUAUCAGCUUAAGUCUGGGCCAGAGCUCUAGUCUUUGUAAGGAAGGAAGUGAAGAACAAGAUUUGGCAACUGAUCGGAAGCUCUUCCGUCUGGUCUCCAAUGAUUCCUUCAUCUCCAUUCAGCCUUCCUUAUCCUCUUGUGGACAGGACUUACCAAGGGACUUCAGCGACAAAGUAAGCCUUCCAAGUCACAGCCACCACCACCACAUUGAUCAGUCUCUGUCCAGCGCCUGUGACACCGAAGUAGCUUCUCUCGUCCCCUUACAUUCACACUCUUACAGGAAAGAUCACCGGCCGAGAGGUGUACCACGGACUUCUAGCUCUGCUGUGGCUUUUCCAGACACUUCAUUGAAUGACUUCUCUCUGUAUCAGCAAAGACGUGGGUUAGAUCCAGUUAGUGAGUUAGAAUCUUCCAAGCCUCAUUCUGGAUCCAAAGAAUCCUUGGUGGAAAAUUCUUGUUUAUCUGGGGAAUUUCAGCUUGUUGGUGAGCUGAAAAACAGUAGUUCUCAGCCACCUACAAAAAGUGGGAAGAGCAAACCUUUGAAAGCAGACAAAAGCAUGGACAGCUUGAGGAGCCUGAGCACGCGGAGUAGUGGGUCAACAGAGAGCUAUUGCAGUGGAACGGACCGGGACACUAACAGUACUGUCAGCAGCUAUAAAAGUGAACAGACCAGCUCAACUCACAUAGAGAGCAUCUUGUCGGAGCAUGAGGAGUCGCCUAAAGUAGGAAAGAAAAGUGGUAGGAAAAAAGAGUGCUGUGCUGACCCAGAGGACAGGAGUAGCUGUACCAGUGACAAAAGGACUAGUAGUGAAAAGACUGUCUUGGAAAUGAGUACAAAUAGUGGGGUUCAAGAGGCCAAGGAUUCUAAUACCUCUGAUAACAUGACCAAUCAGAGAGGUCUCAGCACCUCUGCAUCUGAAGAAGCCAAUAAAAAUCCCCAUGCAAAUGAAGUCACUUCCCAGGGGGACCAGCCACUUGGGAAAACUGCUGAAAACAAAGAGGAGCAGGGUGAUAAGUCAGUUGUUUCAGUGGACUCAAAAGUUGGUAAAGACGUUGAAGGAAAGCAAAAAGAAGGGGACGUACGACCUAAAUCUUCUAGCUUAAUCCACCGGACAGCCUCUGCCCAUAAAUCAGGCAGGAGACGGACAGGAAAAAAACGGGCCAGCAGUUUUGAUUCAAGUCGGCAUAGGGACUAUGUUUCCUUUCGAGGCGUUUCUGGUACCAAGCCACACAGUGCUAUAUUCUGUCAUGAUGAGGACUCUAGUGACCAAAGUGACUUGAGCAGAGCAUCAAGUGUUCAGUCUGCUCACCAGUUCAGCAGUGACAGCUCUUCUAGCACCACUUCUCAUUCGUGUCAGUCUCCUGAGGGCAGAUACAGUGCUCUCAAGACCAAACACGUCCCUAAAGAAAGGGGCACCGACCCUGAGCAUGCACACAAAGCCCAUUUGGGUCCUGAAGGAACUGGCAAAAAGCGGACAGCACGUCGGACUUCCAGCACAAACAGUGCCAAGACCAGGGCGCGAGUGUUGAGCCUGGACAGCGGCACGGUAGCGUGUUUGAAUGACUCCAGCAGGCUGAUGGCACCCGAAAGUGUAAAACCCUUAACCACUUCAAAAUCAGAUCUCGAGGCCAAAGAGGGAGAGGUGCUAGAUGAGCUAUCUUUAUUGGGACGGGCUUCCCAGUUAGAGACAGUCACUCGAUCUAGGAAUAGCUUGCCAACCCAGGUUGCAUUUCCUGAAGGUGAAGAGCAAGACGCAGUCAGUGGAGCAGCACAGGCCAGCGAGGAGGCGGUGGCAUUUCGCCGUGAACGCAGCACAUUUAGGCGCCAGGCAGUGCGGCGCCGGCACAAUGCAGGGAGUAACCCUACCCCUCCUACAUUGCUCAUCGGAUCACCCCUAAGCCUUCAAGAUGGUCAGCAAGGCCAGCAGUCCACAGCCCAGGUCAGAGUCCAGUCCCGCCCCCCUUCCCAGGCUGCAGUGCUCAGUGCUAGUGCCUCCUUGCUGGUGAGAAAUGGGAGUGUCCACUUAGAAGCGUCACAUGACAAUGCAUCUGCUGUAGGCGGCAGCAGUGUGCACGAUGAACUUGGUAAGUUCUCUUCUACGCUUUAUGAGACUGGUGGCUGUGAUAUGUCACUUGUGAAUUUUGAACCAGCAGCAAGAAGAGCAUCCAAUAUCUGUGACACGGAUUCUCAUGUAUCCAGUUCUACCUCAGUUCGAUUUUAUCCACAUGAUGUGCUCUCUCUUCCGCAGAUUCGACUGAACAGACUAUUGACCAUCGAUACAGAUUUGUUGGAGCAACAAGACAUUGAUCUAAGCCCUGACUUGGCAGCUACUUAUGGUCCAACAGAAGAAGCUGCCCAAAAGGUUAAACACUAUUAUCGCUUUUGGAUCCUGCCCCAGUUGUGGAUCGGCAUUAACUUUGACAGACUUACACUUUUGGCCCUGUUUGAUAGAAAUCGUGAGAUCCUGGAAAACGUGUUAGCUGUCAUCCUGGCUGUCCUUGUGGCUUUUUUGGGAUCUGUUCUUCUCAUUCACGGCUUCUUCAGAGAGAUUUGGGUCUUCCAGUUCUGCCUGGUGAUAGCCAGCUGUCAGUACUCAUUGCUUAAGAGUGUUCAACCAGAUUCUUCUUCUCCCAGACAUGGUCAUAAUCGUAUCAUUGCCUACAGUAGACCAGUUUACUUCUGUUUAUGUUGUGGUCUUAUUUGGCUCUUGGACUAUGGUAGCAGAAACCUUACUACAAACAAGUUCAAAUUAUAUGGAAUAACUUUCACCAAUCCACUGGUGCUUAUAUCAGCCAGGGAUUUAGUUAUAGUGUUUACACUCUGUUUCCCGAUAGUGUUUUUCAUUGGUCUCCUGCCUCAGGUGAAUACAUUUGUAAUGUACCUUUGUGAACAAUUGGAUAUUCAUAUCUUUGGUGGUAAUGCCACUACAAGCCUGCUUGCAGCCCUUUACAGUUUUAUCUGCAGCGUCGUGGCAGUAGCCUUACUGUAUGGAUUGUGUUAUGGCGCUUUAAAGGAUUCUUGGGAUGGCCAACAUAUUCCAGUACUUUUCUCCAUUUUUUGUGGUUUAUUAGUGGCAGUGUCCUAUCAUCUCAGCCGACAAAGCAGUGAUCCAUCUGUGCUUUUCUCUUUGGUACAAUCCAAGGUUUUUCCAAAAACAGAAGAGAAAAAUCCAGAAGACCCUCUGUCUGAAGUAAAAGAUCCACUGCCUGAAAAACUUAGAAAUUCUGUUAGUGAGCGUUUACAGUCUGACCUAGUGGUAUGCAUUGUAAUUGGUGUGCUAUAUUUUGCUAUUCAUGUAAGCACAGUGUUCACAGUACUGCAGCCUGCUCUCAAGUAUGUGUUGUAUGCAUUGGUCGGCUUCGUAGGUUUUGUAACCCAUUACUUGCUGCCCCAAGUUAGAAAACAGCUACCCUGGCACUGUUUUUCUCACCCUCUGCUGAAGACAGUGGAGUAUAAUCAAUAUGAAGUUCGAAAUGCAGCCACUAUGAUGUGGUUUGAGAAACUUCAUGUGUGGCUUCUUUUUGUGGAGAAGAAUAUCAUCUAUCCAUUGAUUGUUCUCAAUGAACUUAGUAGCAGUGCAGAGACAAUUGCUAGUCCAAAAAAACUGGAUACAGAAUUAGGUGCUUUAAUGAUCACCAUUGCUGGUCUGAAGUUGCUACGAUCCUCUUUUAGCAGCCCUACGUAUCAGUAUGUCACAGUCAUCUUCACUGUGCUCUUUUUCAAAAUUGACUAUGAAGCUUUUUCAGAGACCAUGCUAUUAGAUCUCUUUUUCAUGUCCAUCCUCUUCAACAAGCUUUGGGAACUCCUUUAUAAACUGCAGUUCGUGUACACCUACAUCGCCCCAUGGCAGAUUACAUGGGGUUCUGCUUUUCAUGCUUUUGCUCAGCCCUUUGCAGUGCCUCAUUCAGCCAUGUUGUUUGUUCAAGCUGCUGUAUCGGCCUUCUUUUCUACUCCACUAAACCCCUUUCUGGGAAGUGCAAUAUUCAUCACUUCAUAUGUUCGACCUGUGAAAUUCUGGGAGAGAGACUAUAACACAAAACGAGUGGAUCAUUCAAAUACAAGAUUGGCUUCCCAGCUUGAUAGAAAUCCAGGAUCAGAUGACAACAACCUGAAUUCCAUCUUUUAUGAACAUUUAACCAGAUCCCUACAACACAGUCUCUGUGGUGAUUUGCUCCUAGGACGAUGGGGAAACUACAGCACAGGAGACUGUUUCAUUCUUGCCUCUGACUACCUCAAUGCGUUAGUGCACCUUAUAGAGAUAGGCAAUGGGCUUGUCACUUUCCAGCUGCGGGGACUUGAAUUCAGAGGUACUUACUGUCAACAACGGGAAGUAGAGGCCAUUACUGAAGGUGUUGAGGAAGAUGAAGGAUUUUGCUGUUGUGAACCUGGCCAUAUUCCUCAUGUACUUUCAUUUAAUGCUGCAUUUAGCCAGCGCUGGCUAGCUUGGGAAGUGAUAGUCACCAAGUAUAUUCUGGAGGGUUAUAGCAUCACUGACAAUAGUGCUGCUUCUAUGCUUCAAGUCUUUGAUCUUCGGAAAGUACUCACCACUUACUAUGUCAAGGGUAUCAUUUAUUAUGUUACAACCUCUUCUAAGCUAGAGGAGUGGCUAGCUAACGAGACAAUGCAGGAAGGACUACGUCUGUGUGCAGAUCGAAAUUAUGUUGAUGUGGACCCGACAUUUAAUCCAAACAUUGAUGAAGACUAUGACCAUCGACUAGCAGGCAUAUCCAGGGAGAGUUUCUGUGUGAUUUACCUCAACUGGAUAGAGUAUUGCUCUUCCCGAAGAGCAAAGCCAGUGGAUGUAGACAAAGAUUCAUCCCUGGUGACUCUUUGUUAUGGACUCUGUGUUCUGGGACGGAGAGCUUUGGGGACAGCAUCCCACCAUAUGUCCAGUAAUUUGGAGUCAUUCCUCUAUGGAUUGCAUGCCCUAUUUAAGGGAGACUUCCGUAUUUCUUCAAUUCGAGAUGAAUGGAUCUUUGCUGACAUGGAAUUGCUAAGAAAAGUGGUCGUCCCUGGAAUCCGCAUGUCCAUCAAACUUCAUCAGGAUCAUUUCACUUCUCCAGAUGAGUACGAUGACCCUACCGUGCUCUACGAGGCCAUUGUAUCUCACGAAAAAAACCUUGUAAUAGCCCAUGAAGGGGACCCUGCGUGGCGGAGUGCUGUCCUCGCCAACUCUCCUUCCUUGCUUGCCUUGCGGCAUGUCAUGGAUGAUGGCACCAAUGAAUAUAAAAUCAUCAUGCUGAACAGACGCUACCUUAGCUUCAGGGUCAUUAAAGUGAAUAAGGAAUGUGUCCGAGGUCUUUGGGCAGGACAACAGCAGGAGCUAGUUUUUCUACGUAACCGUAACCCAGAGAGAGGUAGCAUCCAAAAUGCGAAGCAAGCUCUGAGAAACAUGAUAAACUCAUCUUGUGAUCAGCCUAUUGGCUACCCGAUCUUUGUCUCACCCCUGACAACUUCUUACUCUGACAGCCAUGAACAGCUUAAAGAAAUUCUUGGGGGACCUAUCAGCUUGGGAAAUAUCAGAAGCUUUAUAGUGUCAACCUGGCACAGGUUAAGGAAAGGUUGUGGAGCUGGAUGUAACAGUGGUGGCAACAUUGAAGAUUCUGAUACUGGAGGUGGAACUUCCUACUCUACUAACAAUGCAACAACUGCCCAUGAUCCCCACAGCAGUGUGUCCCAAGGAAGCACUGGAAAUCCAGGCCAGGGGUCGGGAGCAGGACUCCAUCCGCCUAUCACCUCUUAUCCUCCAACACUCGGCACCAGCCACAGCUCUCACUCUGUGCAGUCGACCCUGGUCAGACAGUCCCCUGCUCGGGCCUCGGUGGCCAGCCAGUCUUCUUACUGCUAUAGCAGCCGGCACUCUUCUCUUCGGAUGUCCACCACGGGGCUUGUGCCUUGUCGGCGCUCUUCCACCAGUCAGAUAUCACUUCGAAACUUGCCAUCAUCCAUCCAGUCCCGCCUCUCUAUGGUGAACCAAAUGGAACCCUCCGGUCAGGGCGGCCUGGCCUGUGUGCAGCAUGGCCUCCCUUCUUCCAGCAGCUCCAGCCAAAGCAUCCCAGCCUGCAAGCAUCACACUCUCGUGGGCUUUCUUGGGACAGAUGGAGGUCAGAGCAGUGCCACUGAUGCACAGCCAGGCAACACCUUGAGUCCCGCCAAUAAUUCACACGCCAAAAAGGGGGAGGUGAUUUACAGAGUCCAAAUUGUGGAUCCCAGUCAAAUUCUGGAUGGGAUCAACCUGUCAAAAAGGAAAGAGCUGCAGUGGCCUGAUGAGGGUGUUCGGUUAAAAGCUGGGAGAAACAGCUGGAAAGACUGGAGUCCUCAGGAGGGCAUGGAAGGCCAUGUGAUUCACCGAUGGGUGCCUUGCAGCAGAGAUCCAGGUACUAGAUCCCACAUCGACAAGACAGUGCUUCUGGUCCAGAUUGAUGAUAAAUAUGUGACUGUAAUUGAAACCGGUGUACUAGAACUUGGGGCUGAAGUGUGAGCCAGUGUUUUAUAACUACGUUUCUUUUCCCUCUCAAUUCCAAGACACUGGAAAAAGAGAGGAGACAGCAGAAGAUGCCUGCAGGUAUCGCUUGGAUCCUAUGUAGGAGAGACUCGAACACAGAGUGGGCUUCGCUAAGCACCUCUCCUUCGCCCUUCACCCCAACUCCUGUCGCUGUCUCCAUCCCCAAAUAAAGCUGAAAUAUUUUUUUAAGUUAGCUGCCAAGAAAACAUUUUGCAUGAAGGAUAAAGUUCUGUUAAAAUACAUCCUCAUCCUUAAAAAAAGUUUUUACCUAUGCAUUGCCUAUGCUUUAAAUCAACAAACUCUUGAUUUCUAAACUAUGAUCUCAUAUUUUUCUAAUUUCUUUGCCAAAAAUAAUUGCCAUGUUUUGUCAUAGAACAUGAAAUCCAUUUACCUUGAUUUUUAAAAGCAGACCAGUGUAGAAACCUUCAGUUUGACAUAUAGCAGUAUAAAAGUUUAAUGUACAGUGAAAGAGACUAUGAACAGACAUAGAUUUAUCUUAUGCCUUGAGCGCUAAAAACUUUAAUGGAAAAACUGCACUAAUUUUUUACAACAAUGCACUAAAGUCUGAGAUUUCUCAGAACGUUUAUUUAUAUAUGAAAAUAAAAUACCAUUAUUUAAAUUGCCUUUGGGAUGAACCCCUUCCCUUUCCUUAUAAACAUACGUAGCAGGAGCUCUGCUGCCUAUUUUUCUGUUAGUAGUCUGUACUUCAUGCCAGUACAUUGGAUGUUUUCUUUAAAAUGAAUAUCGAAUCUCAAGCUAUACAUGGCUUCAUCAUUGGCGUUUCCCGGAGCCAAUAGUCAGUGACUCGGUCCUGUGAACACUACUGCCAGCUCCCGUGUCCACAUUUCAGACGCGCUCCCGCUGGGCGUGCCCCAGGCACUCUGCUUCUCUCCACCGGGGCGAGCGCUGCUGGGGUCAGUUCUGGGAAGAAAAUACUUUUGCUUUUCAAAGACGAUGAUGAAUGUCCAGAAAUUUAAAGAAAGGAUUGAUUGCCUUUUAUUUUAAGAGUUCUUAGCUCUUGAAGUUAUUCACAUGCAGUUCAGUUAAUCAAGUAAAAUUUUUCAAACAAAAUUAUCCCAAUGGUGCAGUUCUUAUUGUUAAAUCCUCUUUGAUAACUUUGCCUUUUAUUUUCCUCCUCUCUUCUUUUUCUAUUACUUGAAUUUUAUUUUCUGUAAUUUAUAGUGUGUAGCUGUAAUUUGAAAUAUUUAUAACUGUGAAAUUGACUUAAUUCAUAUGUUGUCUCAUAACUUAAAUUUUAUUGGUUUUUUUUUUUAAAUGCGUGUAUUCAGGGAAUUAUAUAAUUCAGAUUUACAGUUGGGCUAGGUGGGAACUCCAAUUUAGGUUUAAUUUUAAAUUUUUGGCAUUUUUUAAAUUCUUCAGAAAACUUUCCCUUUUUGUGUGAAACUCCAAAGAAGACUGUACGUCUCCUCUGAGCAUUUAGGAGCAGCCAUCUUUCCACCCCCUGUGAAUGGGAAGUAGAAAGAAGCAGGUGAAAGUAAUUUCAGUCGUACAUUUUAUUUAAUCCAAUAUAUCCAAAGUGUUACUAAUUCAGCAUGUGGCACUGGGCAUAUGUCAAGUGCAUAUUAGCCACGUGUGCCUAGUGGCUACUAUAUUGGACAGCACGGGUGUAAAGUAUCUUUUGACGAAGUGACGGGAGAAAGAAGCUGUUUUUCCUACUAAUUCUGAUGUAGAUCUACAGAUUAGCCUAACGCUUCAGUAGAAGGAAUGAAAACUAAGGAAGUAAAUGGCUAAUAUACAGCAUAUUAUUGCAUUUCCACUCCAAAACCUAUUUAUUUUUCCUUUUUCAAAUUUUUGCGGUUAUUCAGGACCCAAUGUGCCUCGUGUUGAUGUUUCCAGACUUCACACUUUGCAAAAUUUACUGUUUAAAAACCUUUGUGAAGUGGUUUUCUGAACCUUUACACCAAGAUACCCUUUCUAAAUCGACCAAUUAAAAUGUGUUUUCCUGAUACUGGGGUUAUAUUUUGUAUUUGCCUCCUUUUGGCAAAUCUCUAGUAUGCCGUGAAGGUUCAGGCUCCUUUUUUUUCCUUCUGAAACUGAAUAUAUGAUCUCUGUAUCUCUAUCUCUAUAUGUUUAUUUAAAAUCUUCUCAAAGGAAUUAUGCUCCGUGCUGCUUGUUCCCUUUCUGAAAUGAGCGUGAUCUUUUCAUGUUCAUUGCCUAGAGGAGAAGAUAAGAGGAGCCUUUUCACUCAAAUGGCAGAUAAAUCUUCAUUUUCCUACACAGAAAAAAAAAAUCUGAACUUCAGAUGAUUUAAUCAUAAGGGCUAGAAUUAUUUUUAUUCCUAGCUUCCCACCCCCACCCCCAAUUGUUAAACACAUCACACACUCUAAAAAGUCAGAUUUCAAAUAAAAAAGUAGAUUUUAUACAGAACAUAUAUAUUGGGUCUUGAUUUGGGAUAGCAACUAAUGGACAUUUUUCUCAAAACAAGUUGAAUUUUGUUAUCAGAUAGCCCUGUAACUAGUGAAUAUAUCAGUUAGGAACCCUAAGAGGAGCCAUGUCCUUAUUUUUUAAGUCUACAACUGAUAGUCUUUUAAAAAUCAUGAUACUUUUCCAAUAAUUGCAUCAGGGGGAGUGGUUAUAAUUGAAGAAAGAUUCAUGUGUUAAGAAUAAAUCGACCUAAAUUAUUGUAUAGAAAUAUGCACACUUUCACUAAUUAAAUCCAUCAUGUGUGUCUCACCCAGCACCCCCUCACUCCCCCCUGCCUUGGGGAGAAGUGAGCUCUUUGAUUCUCCGCUGAGCUUUUGCAUGAAUGUACAGGACUCCAGCACACGCUCGUUAGUGUCUUUAGUUCACAACUGCCAAAAUCUGCAAAGUUCCAUCAUUUGAAAGUAAAAAUAUGUGAUUAAAACACUAGCUUUUUAUUAUUUCUUUUAAAUAGAGUUUCAUUGAUAGCUUUCUGGUUUUUUGUCUUGUUCGAUUUUGUUUUUUCCCCUUUUUGAGAGAGAGUCCCGGAAUGAGUUAUAAAUUGUUAGGUUUGUAUCUUAUUUCCUCAUUCAGUGGUAAAAAUCAUUUUAUAACUCAAAAUUAAGCUUUUGGUUAAUCUUCCAGCUUAUAACUUGGUGUAAGCCCUCUUUUUACACCAUUUUCAAUACUUGAUAAAACUUUAAAUGUUCACUUUUUCCUAAAGAACUCUAAUUUUUCCACAAGUCUAGAUUAAUAUAAGGUGUUGAUAUUUAAGGCACUUGGGAGAGUAGGUGGUAAGGCUGUUAUACAUUUAAGGUAAGAGGAGAUUAAUUAUCUUCCAGGAAAUUAGUGAACAGACUUAAUCAGUAUUAUGCCUUCCUUGAGUUUCCAUUACUGGAAGAUUAACUUCCGUUAGAUUUGAAGUAUUUUUUAAAAUAUUUCAAGUACAUCUGAGAUACUUCUACUAAUCCUUGAAACAGAAGCAGUCAGACAGUAUUUCUAUCCUGACUGAGAUAUGGGAAAUUACUCUGUGUACUAAAUGUCAGGCAAUGAAAAUACAAGUUUUUAUGUAGGAAAUACAGCUCAUUAAGAAGAGGUGUUUUUCUCUUCCUGGGUUGGUUUGUUUAUCCAUCUCAUAUCAAAAUAUAAAAAACAACUUCAAAUCUAAGCAAGGGUAACUUAGCCUUAAUAAAUUCUACUUUGCUUCUGAGCAGCAUCCUUCUGCCUUUGCUUAGAAAUUCUUCAUUUGGUGGAUUGCUGCAUUGAGUCAUUCUUGCAGACCUGGGUCUUUUAAACUUAUGAUUUGCCCAGAAUCUAAAAUUACCUUUUUCUUUUAGUUAACUUUUAAAAACCUUUCCUCCUAAAUAUGUGACUUGAGAAAAAGAUAACUUAGUAAUUUUGCAUGAGAAUUCUUUGAAUUUAUGAUUACUAACUACCAAACUAUAAACUGCUGCCCAGAUUAAUUACUUUUUGUUUUUAUUUUCAUUACUUUUUCAUAAAUAUGGACAAAGCUCUUUUUUUUUUUUUUUUAAGUCCUCAGUAUUCAUUCUUGUUCUUUUUUGUCAUAUAAUAUAAUCUUAUAAAAUUACUUUGCCUGGACAGACACAGUCAAUUUUUUCCUUUGAUAUGAUACGUUGUUCAGAUGAGGUAUAAAACAUCCAUUUUUAUUCUCGAGACUUUUCCUUUAAUUCCCAGAUGAAUGGAGAGAAUAAUGUCAGUCAAGUCUGAGAUGAUACAUGGAACCUGUUAAUGGACUUUGAACUUUCUGUUUCAGUCCUGUGUGGAAAUUGAGUUUUACUGAUCUAGAGAAAGAUGAAAAUUAGAUAUUACCAUGUAUUUGUGCAGCAUAAAUUUUAAUAUUACGUUGGAUAUACAGUUUCUUUUUUUUUUUAAGUAUUAAAAAACCAACCUCUCUUUUCUUCAUUUCUCUUUAAAAAAAAAAAAAUCUCAUUGAUAUACACCUAGGCCUUCUCAUUUUUAACUUGUUAAAUAUUUAGGUAAGAACUGUGAUUGGAAAAGGAAUUAAUUAUUAUACAAAUAGAUCUGGUAGCUAUGUGAGUGGAGUAUUAAUUUUGCUUGAAACAGAAGUAUAUUUUCUGCUUUGGAACCUCACCAGAGUUAUCUGUCAUGAAUUAUGUGUAUAAGAAUUUCUCUUUAUUGCCUGUUAGCCAUGUAUUCUUUCUGAAUUAGAGUAAAUAAGUUCAAUUUGUUAGCUGAACUUCAUUAUCUGCCAUUUUAUGGAAGCAGCAUAACAUUCUUCGUGGGAACCAGAGCUGAUUGUCACCAAAAGGUUAUAUGACAACUCUGUCCUAAGACUUAUACCUAUUAUAUAGGCUUAUAUCUUUUUCCUUAUGCCUCAGCUCUGUACCUGACAGUUUAUGAUUCAGAGGAGCCAAGCUAGAAGGAACAAAAGUCAUCUAAGGUUGUGAUAAAGAUGAAUUCCUGGGUGUUACUUGCACAGAUGGGGUGAUACCCUGGAAUUUAAAACAGAAUAGUAGUGGAGGAGGAGACGGCUGCUCCAGAUGGCUCUUGGGUUUAGUACAAUUGUGGUUAAACAAGAUUUUUUAUAUACGAAGCUUGAUUCUACAACCAAAAUAAUAGAAAUGGGGGGAAAAUCAUGUCUGCUUAUGCUUUUUAAAAGCUUAUAGUUUAAGUAAAAUAAAUUGUAAAAACUGAUUACCUUAACCCUAUACAAGUCUGGCAAUGAGCUCUGCAUGAGGAAAUGGAAGGAAGAAUACUAAAAAUGAUUCUAGGAAGGUGGGUGUGAGGAAGGAAAAUGGGUUUCCCUUUUCUGAUCAUGGGCUCUGAAAGUAUUCAUUGCCUCUACCAGCAUUCAGUAUAAACCAGAGAUAAGAAUAUAUGUACUCGCGUGUGUCCGUGAGUGUGUGUGUGUCUGAGUGUUUGUUAUUCGAAAGAGCUUGUAAAUAUUGUAGUUGUUUAAAAUGGAAAAUAAAAGCUGAGAUUGUUUUUUUCUUUGCAAAUAUAUUGCAUCAAAAAUACAGUAUUGACAGUGGAUAAAACACUGAGGAAAUAAAUUUUUUUUUCAUUUUG
Messenger RNA from Ceratotherium simum simum (southern white rhinoceros), 12802 nucleotides. RefSeq names its product pecanex 1 (gene PCNX1). Gene Ontology annotation, cellular component: membrane. The record is from RefSeq and is a predicted model, not a curated record. NCBI's taxonomy places the organism in Eukaryota, Metazoa, Chordata, Mammalia, Perissodactyla, Rhinocerotidae.